UUUUUCAAGUGUUUGAAGUGAUCAAGUAUACAUACACCACCUGAUGGGAAUCUACAAUCUGUGACAUCAUCAACAAGUAAAAGACUAGGGCCUGUGCUGCCCUCAAAUGGUUUGGAAGACAGUUCCACAAGUGUGGUGCAGCAGAGAGGGAGGCUCAAUCCCCCAUGGUGUGGAGCUUAGUAAAGGGGGCAUGGAGGACCAAGCUGCUAGCAGAUCUGAGGGUGCAGAUGGAGAUGCACUGGAGAGCAAGCCGAAGAGCCUGUUGAAGUGUGAUGUCAGAAAAAGAGGCUACACCGCAAUCCUGUGUCAACCACUUGAUGUUGUUAAAAUGAGACAAAUGAGCUCAAAAGUGGAACACGGGGGUGUGUUUCACUGUCUAACAGAAACUGCAAAGUUGGGUCUGACGGCAUUCUACAAGGCUUGUGUUCCUGCAGCUAUUCAUCUCAUCCCACACACAAUCUUCACCUUUAUGUUCCUCCAACAACUGAGGCAGCAUUUUGGUGCAGUGGUUGUCACCUGGGAGAGUGUAUCACAGGAAAGUGACUCUCUAAGAUAGCAACAGCCAGCCUCCACAAUUUCUGUGGUCCUCCAUGUCAUACAUCAUAAUCAUCUGUGCUAAUUUUACAAACCAAACUUAGCUGGAGUCCACUCUGUACAACUAAUGACAAGAAGCAAGAGGGAGUCACAUACCAACAUGCAGUACGUCUAAAAAAAAACAUUUUUAUGCAACACUUUUUCAUCCAUAAGAAAAUGAAAGUGACUCAUGCAUUACCACACAAAGUUCCAAAUGAGGCCGUGAAAUACAAUGAAAUCUGAUGUGAUUUGUUUUUCUAUUCUUGUGUCUUCCAGAGCCAUCUAGAAACACAGAUGAGUUGAAUUAUCAGGUUGUGUUUACUUGUACUGUCAAAUCACCUGAAAUGAGCGAUUCUGCUAAAAGAAUGACAAAGGUUGUAGCCAACAAGCAGGUUUAUGAAACUUGAAAAUUGUCUUUAAAAUUAAUAUUAACUGAUACAUCACGUUGAGUCCUGCACCAGGCAAUUGUAUUUCUUUACUAGGCACUUGUUGCCCUCUGGGGGGAAGUGUUACACUGGAAAUUAGUGUGCUUAUGAUUACAUGAAGUGUGUUUAUGUCCAUGUUUCUAUUCUUUGUAAGCUUUGAACAGAUUUGUGCCACACAACCUUUGAUGAGCACUGCCAAAAUAUGAAUGUUGUUUAACAUUGUUGACACUGCAAAGCAUCAUUUUCACAUUUGUUGUCAAGUUAGGAGUUGAGAUAAGAGAAAGAAAGAUUUGGUUGGCAGUAGGAACAUCCAAAUAAAUGUUCAUGUAAAUACAAUGAAUGCAUAACUUAAUUUCUGGGAAAAAUCAGUAAUUUACAACAAA
Molecule: messenger RNA, 1381 nt
Organism: Thunnus maccoyii (southern bluefin tuna)
Lineage: Eukaryota; Metazoa; Chordata; Actinopteri; Scombriformes; Scombridae
Gene: slc25a10a
Product: solute carrier family 25 member 10a
Exons: 7
Coding region: 107-556 (149 amino acids)
Biological process (GO): malate transmembrane transport; phosphate ion transmembrane transport; succinate transmembrane transport
Molecular function (GO): sulfate transmembrane transporter activity; thiosulfate transmembrane transporter activity; succinate transmembrane transporter activity
Source: RefSeq, a predicted model, not a curated record